AUGUCUUUCACAGCAAAUCCCCGUGCCCCGAAACCUGAUUCCUACAACAUCCCCCAAGAGCCAACCGGGCCCAUCACUUCGGACUCUCUGGCGGCAGAAUCCAUCAAGAACCGUGGUGCCUUCUCUGAAAACAGCUCGGCUGUCCCCAUGGGCGUACAAGGCGACCAAUCCACGCUCAACACGACGGAUACAUCCGGGGCAACAACGCUGCCCCCGGCCGCGACAGGCACCGAGCGGGAGAAGAGAGAGGCCCUGGGCGCAGGAGCCGAUGUGAAGGGCGCUGCAGGCCUAAAGUACCCCGACGCUGCAGGGAGGGCACAGUUUGACGGCGUGCACAGCGACCAGGGUGCCUCUGCUGGCGGAGGAUCGAGUGCUUUCCAACAAGCUGGAAGCGGGACUGGAUACGGGGUUUCAACCGGUCAACCGGCCGGGGAGAGUGACUUUGGCGCUUCGACCAUGUCCUCGUCCGCCGGCGGUAUCGACCAAUCCCAAAUCCGUUCUGGCUCGGCGAACAUCAACGGCGGCGCUGGAAGGCCCCCCGCCGCGGGCACAGGUGUGCGUCCCCACGUCGACGCCGCGCCCGGAUACGUAUCCACGGUGACGGGCACCGCGAUGCCGGAGAACACAUUCAAAGCCAAAGGCGCAAACCUCGAGGACGCAGACGUCACGCACAGCAUGCCCCCGAGCAAGACAUUCACCGGCGCCAUCGGCACCGUCAACGACCCCGGCCGACUCGCGGAGCGUGAGUUUCUGGGGAGGAACGAGGACCCCAUUGGCGAGAUGGGCCAGGAGAGCCAGGCUGGCGAGCAGGGGGGCUUGUAUGAUGUCUUGCAGAACGAGAGGGCCUGA
This is a messenger RNA of Cladophialophora bantiana CBS 173.52, 849 nucleotides long. RefSeq lists its product as uncharacterized. The record is from RefSeq and is a predicted model, not a curated record. Lineage: Eukaryota; Fungi; Ascomycota; Eurotiomycetes; Chaetothyriales; Herpotrichiellaceae. Bases 1 to 849 code for a protein of 282 amino acids. The transcript has a single exon.